CCCAAAAAGGUUGGUGAUGAUAUUGCCAAAGCAACUGGUGAUUGGAAGGGUCUGAGGAUUACAGUGAAACUGACUAUUCAGAACAGACAAGCCCAGAUUGAAGUGGUACCUUCUGCCUCUGCCCUGAUCAUAAAAGCCCUCAAGGAGCCACCAAGAGACAGAAAGAAACAGAAAAACAUUAAACACAGUGGAAAUAUCACUUUUGAUGAAAUUGUCAACAUUGCCCGACAGAUGCGUCACCGAUCUUUAGCUAGAGAACUUUCUGGAACCAUUAAGGAGAUUCUGGGGACUGCCCAGUCUGUGGGUUGUAAUGUUGAUGGCCGCCACCCUCAUGACAUCAUAGAUGACAUCAAUAGUGGUGCAGUGGAGUGUCCAGCUGAUUUGAUGGCUAAUGACCAAAGACACUGCCCAAGAAAGAAGCCAGAAAUCACCUCUUAAGUGACAAGGGUCUGGGUGGCUGACCCAAACAGACAGUCCUUCCUGAUAAUGCAGCUCAGUGAGAAGAGCAAGCAGAUGCUUGGACCCAACCUCCAAAAGCAUCUUCCACGGAAAACAGAAGCUGAGAGGCCCCUCCUCUUCUCUUGCUGCUUUAGUACCAUGGAGACUUGUGUAUGAAGGGCUGACCACAGGCCUGAAGACCUCCUCAGAUGUUCCUGAGCCCACAGAGCAGCAGCAGAAACUGGACCCAGAGGCUGGCGAACCUCCCAGCCUGGGGAGCUGGGCCAUGAGAACUGGAUGGGAAGGAGGACCCUGGAAACCCAGGUUCCAGGGGCUCUGGUCCUGGGUGCCAGCUUCCCUGGGCCUGGGACAGUCAGGGGUUCCAGGCUCAGGCUGAGGUCCAGCUUAGAGUCACAGGCUGCUCCACUCCCUCUAAAGCCCAAAGCCAGCCCAGCUAGGAGGGGCCACCACUCACAGAAAGGGGCUGUCAUCGCCCCUCAAAAUGAGCUGUGAUUUGUUCCAAAGUCUUUCCUUUGGUUUCAGGGACCCAGAACAAAGUGAAAAGGACACUGAAGAUGCAGAAGGCAGAGGCAAGCCAGAAGGCUCCGUAUGGCCUGAGGACCUCCUGUAGAAAAAGGAAGGGCCACAGGUGCACGUGGCGUAAAUUAGGAUCUCACUCCCUCCCUGCAGUCUGGACACUAUCCUGCCCCAAGUCCUGCCUGCUGAUGCCCUGCCUAUGUGUCUCCUGGCCCCAGUAAGCUCUCUUUUCAUGGUGCAGUGGGAAUGAGAGAGCAUGGCCCCAGGAACACCGGGGACAUAGAGGGCUCAUUGGCAUGGAGGGAGGUAUGGGCCCAAGAAAGAAGCCAGAAAUCACCUCUUAAGUGACAAGGGUCUCUUUGGUCAGAGUCUGUGACCUUUCAGUGCCAGACCAGAGUCUCUUCCUUUCUCAGCUCCCUAUCCUCUGGCACUUGGAAACCCCUCCUCCUCAAGACCCUUCUCUUGGUCUCUUAGACAGCAGACACAUUUGAGUCAUUAUUAUAUCCUUUAUCACUUCCUUCCUGGCUUCUCUCUCUUCCUCCUUUUCUGUCCAUCCUCUUGAACAUCCAGUGAGUAAGUCCCACCCCAGGCCUCUGCCAUGGCCUUCCUAAUGUGCUUCCUAGGGCAGCCCUGCCUGAAUGAAGACUCCAGGCUACCUUGAGUGUCCACGCCUGUCACCGACUUGCCUCCCUACGCCCCAGUCUGGCUUUCCAUCACCACCUAUCACCUUUCUGGCCAUGCCAUAAAAAGGGACCUGUCCUUUUCAGCCAUUGUUGUUUCUGGUGCCUUCAAAAGGCUGGGACAUGGUACAUGUCAGGGGACCUGGAGAGAAUGAAUGACUGAACAAAUGACUUGA
This is a messenger RNA of Ictidomys tridecemlineatus (thirteen-lined ground squirrel), 1831 nucleotides long. The record is from RefSeq and is a predicted model, not a curated record. NCBI's taxonomy places the organism in Eukaryota, Metazoa, Chordata, Mammalia, Rodentia, Sciuridae.